This is a messenger RNA of Phytophthora megakarya, 957 nucleotides long. NCBI's taxonomy places the organism in Eukaryota, Oomycota, Peronosporomycetes, Peronosporales, Peronosporaceae. The record is from the annotation of a GenBank genome assembly.
AUGAACUCGUGCAGUAGAGGCGAAAUAGCCUCCUCAGAGGACGAUCGCCAGGACUUGAUCACCCUCAACCGACUGGGCGAAAUGCUGAAGCCAAAGUUGAUCGAGACAGUCGUCAGUGUGAACGCGAUCACGCGAGCUGCUGAGAGACGACGACGCACCCCGAAAGCGAUGGACGAAGCUGUCAUACAGCGCAUACGGUGUCAGAGGAUUAGGCAAGCUCAGGAUGAAGAGAAGUGGAUUGCUGACCUGAAGAAGUACCUGGACGGGGAAGUGAGUGACCUGACAGCAGAAGAGGCGAAGGCAUGUUCGAAGAUAGCCGCGAAUUACGAAGUGGACGAGAACGGGCUACUCUUCUUUUGCCCCAAGACGCUGCAACGAGGCGAAGACCGCGACGGUGUCGUCAGGAUGGUGAUACCCGACAGCUUGCAGCGGGACUUCCUUCACCAUUAUCACGCCAGUCUUGAAGGAGGCCAUCAAGGCGUCGGAAGGACGUACCGGAGGAUCCAAGCGAACUUUCACUGGCGCGGGCUGUAUCGCAGUGUACAACGUUACGUGGGAGAAUGCACCGAUUGCGAAACCGGGAAGGGAAAGCCAACGGGUCAGGGAGAAUCACCAGGAAAUAUCCAGGGUACAUACCCCUUCCAGGUGAUCUCCAUGGACCACAUUCCAUCGUUGCCCAAGUCGUUCAAAGGAAACACCGAACUGCUGAUUUGGGCUGACUUGUUCACCGGUUACGUGAUAGCCAAGGCUGGUCCGUCGAGGGAGGCGCAGGCAGUGGCUGAGAAUUACGAGGAAUGCGUCUUCCGUCGUUUCGGCGCAAGCGAAGUCAUCAGACAUGACCGGGAGCCUGGCUUUAUGUCGGAUUUCUUCCGUGCCUUCAGCCGGAUCGUGAAAAUGAGACAGAGCGCGAAAAUGGCUUACCGUCCACAAGGGAACGGCAAAGCCGAGCGAACGGUG